GCGGGAGCGUUGCCGGCUACGCCCCGGCCCUGAUUGGUUACGGAGAAGGGGCGGCUCCAGAGGCGGUGGCAGCGGCGUGGGGAGCCAUGGGUCAGACUGCCAAGGUUUUACAGCUCUUUAGAACACUGCACAGGACCAGACAGCAAGUUUUUAAAAACGAUAAGAGAGCAUUAGAAGCAGCCAGAGUAAAGAUAAACGAAGAAUUCAAAAAAAAUAAAAGUGAGGCCUCUCCGGAGAAAAUAGCAGAGAUGAUGAAACUAGGUUCCGAUGUUGAACUGUUACUUAGAACAUCUGUUAUUCAAGGUGUUCACACCGACCACAACACACUGAAACUGGUUCCCAGGAAAGAUCUUCUAACAGAAAACGUGCCGUACUGUGACGCACCAACUCAGAAGCAGUAGUUUCCAGGACACAGCCCGCCUCUGCUCCUUCUGACUUUAAAUACAUACCUGGCAAAAGUCCUGGGCACGCAGACGUUUCUCUCUGAGGCAGCGGGUUGCACAUGAGCAACAGGCUGAGGGCUCAGGGCACUUCCAUGUUCUGAGGACAUAGAUGUGCUGCCCCUUCUCACUGUCAGGCAGCCCUGACCCGGCCACUGAGCGCCUGGGGAGGCGGGGCCCUCUUCACUUUCCCUUUGGCAGGUGUUUUGGUCUUACCAAAGCUAUUUGCCAGUGAAGCAUUUUGCCGGGUUGGUGACUUUUCACCCCACGGGAAACACAACUGCUAAAUAUAAAAUGCCCCAAUUAAACUGAUGUUUAAUUUUCAAAAUAUUAAGUUGGUAAAAAAUUAACAUUUUUCUGCCAGCUCUCUACUGAGAGUAACCAUUGUUUCCCAGAGUCCUGUGGUUAUUUCUGCAGAUAACAAAUAAUUAUGUGGCUUAUUUCUCUGUGUUUUUAUAAAGACAAUUUUCCCCUU
Messenger RNA from Peromyscus leucopus (white-footed mouse), 915 nucleotides. RefSeq names its product LYR motif containing 7 (gene Lyrm7). The transcript has 5 exons. The record is from RefSeq and is a predicted model, not a curated record. NCBI's taxonomy places the organism in Eukaryota, Metazoa, Chordata, Mammalia, Rodentia, Cricetidae. Gene Ontology annotation, biological process: mitochondrial respiratory chain complex III assembly. Bases 87 to 401 code for a protein of 104 amino acids.